Molecule: messenger RNA, 315 nt
Organism: Candidula unifasciata
Lineage: Eukaryota; Metazoa; Mollusca; Gastropoda; Stylommatophora; Geomitridae
Source: the annotation of a GenBank genome assembly
AUGGCCGAGACAUCAUUUUCCCACAUUGAAUCGGUAUACACUUCCAAGUUUGGAGAUAACUUUCCGAGGCUGACAGCUUCACGUGACACACUAGGGCCCUGGAAUAUUGUCCAAGAAUAUUUGUGCAUACUAAAACUUUUGGGAGAAAUAUUACAGUAUACUGGGCCGACCACAAAAACAAUACAGUAUCUUGAGCGUGGUCUGCAUGUGGCAGACCAGUUUAAGUUGGCUACUUGGGGAGCCAUCUUUUCUAGCAGACUGAUAGAGCAGCAACUGACUUUGGGUGACCUUGAAUUAGCCACAAGCAACUUGCAG